AUGUGUUCAGUUAAAGUGUUCACGGAGAGGGAUUGUAGGGAAAAUUCACUAAAAAAUCUAUCAAAAAUGGUUACAAAUGAUACAAAAAUGCAAAGUGACUCUGCCACAAAUCGUGAUGUUAAAAUACGUUCGUUGAAUUGUGAAUUGAACCCUUUAACACGGACCGAUGGCUCGGCACUUUUCGCCCAGGGAGGAACAUGUGUAAUGGCAUCGAUAUUGGGACCUGUUGAAGUAAAAUUACAAAACUUGAAUAUAGACAAAGCCUAUGUGGAGUGUAUUUAUAGGCCCAAGUCUGGAUUACCCACAAUAAGGGAUAGAAUGCGUGAAACGGUAAUUAAAGAUACAUGUGAGGCGGCUUUGUUAUCGGCCAUGCAUCCCAGGACAAUGGUAUCCGUGCAAGUACAGGAAUUGGAUGAUAGAGGGGGUUUGGAUGCCUGUGCCAUUAAUGCUGCCUGUAUGGCUCUCCUAAUUGGGGGCAUUCCCAUGAAAUUUACCGUGGCUGCAGUUUGCUGUAUUGUCGAUAAAAAUGGCCAGUUAAUAUUGGAUCCUGAUUAUGGCCAAACAAAUGAGAGUCGUGCAAAUUUCACAUUUGUUUUUGAUUCCUUGGAAAGGGAUUUGGUGACUGUGAACAGUACAGGAUGUUUUAAAAUGGCACAAUUCAAUGAUGCCUACCUGAUGUGUCGUGCUGCCAGCGGAGUUAUAUUUGAUUUCUAUCGUAAAAUAAUGACUAAAUUCCAUACAAAAACAAAUCCCACAACAACAUCGCUUAUGGAGGGAGACGAAGCAAUGGAAGAUUAG
Musca vetustissima is the source of this 798-nucleotide messenger RNA. It is a transcript of the gene Rrp46, whose product is annotated as exosome complex component RRP46. The coding region runs from base 1 to 798 and encodes 265 amino acids. The transcript has 3 exons. The record is from RefSeq and is a predicted model, not a curated record. Gene Ontology annotation, biological process: U4 snRNA 3'-end processing; rRNA catabolic process; nuclear mRNA surveillance. NCBI's taxonomy places the organism in Eukaryota, Metazoa, Arthropoda, Insecta, Diptera, Muscidae. Gene Ontology annotation, cellular component: cytoplasmic exosome (RNase complex); nucleolus; nuclear exosome (RNase complex).